GGUCUGUCAUGAUCGGUAAAGUUUACACCGGGUUUGUAGUUUCGCUGGGUCCAUCUAAUUGCUUAACUGGAUUGCUAUCAAUUUUACACCGUCUUUUUUUAAUUUUAGAACAACCGAAUUAAAGGAUUCAUUCGGCAAGGGAAAUGAAUUCCAAAUUUAAUUUUGAGCACAAUCCGGUAUAUUUACGAAACAACUGUUUGGUUAUUUAUGGGUUGGAAACACAUUUUCUGGUCAAAUAUUUGAGUUUACUGCCAUUAUCAGCAAGUAAAAGACAUCAUCAGUCAUUUUCAAAAUUCAUGUAUUGUAAUCCUAAAUGCUGAAGUCCUAGAUUAGAUGAAAGACUUUAAUGUGAAAUGUUAUAUUAAAGACGUGCUGUGCAGUGCAUUUUGAUAACCUGUAGAAAGAGAAAGAUCCAUGCGUUUCUUCAUUAAAGUCAAACAGAAACAUGUAUUUGAUGACAUAAACUCUAUCCAGAUGUGGUAUCAAGAUGGAUUUCUUAUUUCAGAAUUAAAUCUACAGUUCUACUGCAGUCAAAGACAUGCAUAUUAACAUGAGGGAGGAUGAAAUUCACCAAGUGUUGUAUUCUCCAGAUGUGAUGGUUUUUUUCAUGAUGUUAUGGCCAUAUGAGCUAGACUUUGUUGGAUGAAGGCUAUCUGCAAAAUUAUACAAAUUAAAGAUAUUUUUUCUUUGAAUUAAAUAGGAGCAUAACGUGGAAUUAAAUAAUGCUCCUACAUCUUUAUUUUCUCUGAAAUGCUUACAUAAUUGUAGCUGUAUUUAUGCAGAAUGUGAUAUAUAUAUUUGUAUAUGAAACCUCAUAAUGCCUGAUAAAAAAGAACCUUACAUUCCUGUAAGUGACAGGGAUAAUGUAGUUUGUGCAGCAAACUACGAAGAUAUAGCAUUAUCUAGGGAAACUCUGCAUUCAGAUUCAAAAAAUGAUUUGCCCAUGUCUGGCCAGAUGGAAGAAAAUAGUGUACCUUCAUGUCAUACAGCCUUUCCAGUCGAUUUAAAAGAAGUUUUUGAGCUGACAAAUCCAAGUGCAGAAAUUCACCAAGCCAUAUUGCGACCUACAGGAGAUAUAGAUACUGUGUCUUUACAGUAUUCUCAUUCUUCUCAAAUGCUGCAUUCACCUAAAGAGGAACAGCAAAAUGCAUCUGAAAAUGAACAGGGGGCAUGGCGUCAUGUGCUAAGGGAGCAGAGUUCUCACUCCGAAAAUAUUAGUGAAAGAAAUCAGCUUCUUCAUCCAAUAAAAGAUCACUCAUCUGAGGAAAGGAGAUCUUGGGAAAGUGUAAUUGAUGAAUCACAGAAUCUAAAUGAAGAAGUAACUUCUGAGAAUGAAAUGUUGCAUUCAAGCAAACCCUCUCAAAUAACUGUGAUUAACAAUCAGGAGGCCUGGAAUCAUGUUAUAAAACAGGCUUCUGAUAAUGAAAAACAACAUAUUCAUUGUGGGAACAAAGAACAACCUCAGAUAUUAAGUACUAGUGAUCAUGGAUCUUGGAAUCAUGUACUGGAUGAAAUGCCGAAUGCUAGAGAAUUGCCACACACUGCUCAAAUGAUUCAUGCUCAUGGAGAAUCAAGUCAAGUCAUUAAUGGGCACAAGCAGUGGAAUCAUGUGCUAACUGACCAGUCAUCACACCAAGAUGUUGGUAAUGUGCCCCCAAUUGAUUUAUCAGGAGAAUGUACAAAACUGACCUCACUUAUUCCUGAUAGAAGAGAUGUUUCAUGCCAGGUUGAUGACAUUCCUAGCCAUCCUUCCUCAGAUGAAGAUCCCCAUAAUACACAAGAAACUCUGAAAAUUAAAUGUUCUGAUUCUCAUAAUAAGCAUAUUGUAGUGACAUCAGCACUUGAUGAUGUCCCUCAGAGUAUGCUUAAUUUAACAAUUGUCACUGAAGCACCAACCAGUUCUCCUCAGGUAGUUGUACACAAUGGGAUAAGGCCUGAAUUAUAUACACAAGAGCGGCAUUUAGUGGUUCAGGCUGGUACUAAAGCACAAGUUAGCACAAAAACUUCAAGUACUUAUCCAUGUAAUCAUUGUGGCAAAAUUUUUGGGGACAGUCGAAGUUUGCAAAGACACAUGUUAAUACAUAUAGGUUUAAGGCCAUAUCGUUGUCCAGUUUGUGGGAAGGCCUUUAUGCUUAAUGGAGAUCUUACAAGGCAUAUAAGAAUUCAUAGUGGUGAGAGGCCAUAUGCUUGUGAUGUCUGUGGACGACGCUUUACAUUGAAAGGUAAUUUGAUGCAACACUUUCGAACGCACACUCCAGAAAAACAGUAUGCUUGCACUAUCUGUGAAAAGAAUUAUGCCCAGAAGGACAGUUUACAUAGGCAUAUUCGAGCUCACUUUGGUGAGAAGCCUUUUGAGUGCACUACUUGUGGUAAAAGAUUUACCUUAAAGGGUGACUUAAGCCGCCACAUACUUAUUCAUUCAGGAGUCAAGCCACAUUCUUGCAAAUUUUGUGGCAGGCAGUUUGCUCUUAAAGGUAAUCUUACUCAGCAUGUUCGAACUCAUGUUCGCACUCAAGCUAAAGGAGCUGAAGGAUCGGGGAACUCAUUCAUGAAAAGUCAAGCUGAACCUCAGCUUAUAUGCGAUUUGAGUUACUCACAUGUCCAAAAAACUUAUGCAUCUGUGCCAAAUAGUGCCUCUUUAAAAUUACCUCAUGUAAUAACUUCUGGCCAGGAUACAAACCUAGCCAAUGCUCAUCCAUAUGUACAAACCUCAUCUCCUACUGAUAAUAAUCACCAGUCUCCUUCUGCAGGCUUAUCAUUUUGUUCUGAAUGUUCUAAAACAUUUCCAUCUCCAGAAAGUCUUCAUGAGCAUGUACAGCUCAUACAUGAACAGUCAACUAGACUGGCUUCAAACCGGUACCUGUGCAAUAUUUGUCAGAAAGAAUUCUGCCUCAAAGGUGAUUUAACAAGACACUUGAACAGUCACAAUGGUGUUAAACCAUAUGAAUGCGAACACUGUAAUAAAACAUUUACAUUAAAGAGCAAUUUACGGCAGCAUUUAACUACACAUAGAGUGGAUAAAAGUUUUGCCUGCCCAAUGUGCUCCAAAUCCUUUGGAAAUCGUAGGAAUUUGAAUCUGCAUCUAAGACGGCAUGAACAAGCUCGUGCCAACUUUACCUGCACUAAAUGUGGGCGCUCUUUUCUAGCUAAGUCAGAUCACUUUUUCCAUGAUUGUAUGAAGGAUGAAACAUCUACAUCGCCUUUGGAAAAUUCUCGUACACCAGUUUCAACAAAUACUGUAAUAAAUAAUGCUACACCUCCAGCUUCCCCACAAGAUGCAGUGUGCUCGACACCGGUGACUGUCCAGACAAAUAUUGAAGUUCCCAAUCAGACAGUUCCUCUUGCAAUACUUCCAGUCAAAAGAGAAGCUUGUCAUUUGCCUUGUGAUGAUAGGGAAUUGGGAGAUCCUUUGGAAUGUAGUACCCCUGCUUUAACUGCUGUAAAUGGUGCACAAUCCUUUCUGGGACCUCUUUAUCGUCACUUGUAUUUCUCUACCUCACAUCAGACUAUGAUACCUGCAUUAAAAGGAUUACUUCAUGCUACAUCAGGCGAUGCUAAUAUUGCAGAUUUUAACAGAGUAGCCAAAACUAGUUAGUUAUUAAUAUUGCUGUAAAAAAGGAAAUAGUACUAUGUAUAUGCAAGCAUCAAAUGAGUAUUGCAAAGAUACCUUGUACUUUUUAUUCUGUUACUUGCCAUUACUAGUGAAUAAUCCAAAUAUAACAAUUUGUCAUAAUACAUAUUAGUUAUAUGCAAACUCUUGCCAGGAUGCAUUUCUUUUUGGUGGUAAAGAUGUAAUGUGAUAAAAUACUGUUAUGCAAUAAUUUUUAAAAAAUAGGCUAAAUGUUCCAACACAUUUCGUGAACUAUUUUUGGAUGUCAUGAAUCUUAAAUAUUCACUAGCUAAUACAAAAGUUGUUUAUUACCUUCUUCAUAAUAUUUCAUCAGGGAAAUAGUUUUUAAACUAUGCUUCAGAAGGUAAUAAAUCUGCUAGGUAAAGUGUACCAUCCAAUUAAUAUCUGCCCUGCAUUCUGUAAAGUUCAUCAUUUUAUAGCAGCAGAACUUGCAACAUUUUUUUACAUCAAAGCUAAUAAUCUGAAUAGAGCUAUCUGUAAUUUAUUUUAACAGCUGAGAUGAAUAUAAUCUGGAAGUGGAAUAAUAAAUAUUAUUAAGUUAACUAUUUCUUAAAAAACAUAUGACAAAAUUGUUUUAAAAAAAAGUGUUGGUCACCGACUAAAUUACAAUUCAUUUUCGUUAUAUGAUUCAUACUUUUUUUUAAAAAUGGUUUUACUUUAUAAAGAAGGAAUUUUUUAUCACCUCAAAAUUUUAUUUUUAUAUUCUUUGUUUCUCCAAAGUAACUUCUUUAGCUGAAAUUUCUCUCUCUUGUUUCUUUUCAAUGCAUUUUCUUAAAAAAAAAAAAAAAAAAAAUUAAGGCUGCCAAGCAUAAAUAAUAGUUAAUAAUUCACUGAGUGGAUUUUUAAAAUUUUCUGCAAUUAAAUUGAGGCAAUAAAUGUGAAAGGAAAUGUAGUAGAUACCACUUAAUGUGAUCAUGUUUGUUCAUGGCCAUUUUUGAUAACGUAAACUGAAUCGUAAUAUUAAAUGAUGAAAAAGUUUAUCCUUCAAAACAGUUAUUGGAUUUAACUAAUUUGAUACAAAUAUAUGUAGAGACAUAUAAAUGUGCACUUUAGCAGCAUUUGAAUUAAGAAAUCGUAUUUCUAUUGGAAUGUCUACUAGAGUUAUGCAAAAGCUCAUUUAUAAGGAAUUCAUAAUGUUUCUGAAAAUUAUUUUACUGAUACUGUAUUCCUUAUCCUAGAGGGCAUCUCUCAUCUCAACAGUAAUAGGGAAUUCAUUAGUUUCAUUAUGAUAAUCUUCAGGAAGUUUACUACAUGAUGCUCUUGGAUUUAUUUCACAAAGCAAGUGAUAGAUUUUUUUUUUUCCUUCUGCCAUCAUUGUUGAAGUUUGGAUGUUUUCAUCAUUAUCCACCCAUGCAUAAAAUUAAUCAUAAUUCAUGUUAGCUGGAGACACUGCUUUCCCUUCUUCAAUGUUCUCUAUUUCAUCAUUUAUUAAAAGAUCUGCAUAUUUAAAGAAGUUUUUUGUUGUCUUUUUUGAGACAUGGUUCUAAGACUGUUUAGUAAAUGUAGUGCUUCAGUGGGAGGGGGCUGGUUUAUUUGCAUUUAUAUCCAUAUCAUCCAUUGAAUUAGGGCUGUGGUAUUUUCUGGUAUAUAUAUAUAAUUUCAAUAUGCUUAAGACAAACAUUAGCGUUAUGCACCAUGCAAUUGUUUGUUAUCCCAUUUCAAAAGCUGUUCACUAAAAUUAUUGACAUCAUUCAUGCCUUGAAUUAUAUCAUUGGUUAACUCUUUACUUCUUGAAAGCAUUAGGAUUUUUUUUUCCUUUAUCUGAUUACUAGUGACUGUAUUUUUUACCACACAUGCUGACGUAACAUGAAAUGUUCACAUGCUCGUUCAAUAUUUUACAACCUUUUGAUUGGUUUAUUGGAUUAUGGCAUAGCACUCUAGGCUUAUCUGCCUAAGGGAGGAAUGCCUUUGUGAAGAACUUUCUAAGGGAAACUGGCUGGUAUUUGCAUUAUAUAUGGGAAAGCCAUGAAAACACCCAAGCAGCCAGCCAUUUACCUGAAAUUGAACUACCAGUGUUCAGCGACUUUACCACCUGGCUGCUGGUUAGCCAGAACCUUUUGAAUUCUCAGUUUUAAAUGAAUAUGUGUUUUUAGGCGAUGCAUGUGACUAUACACCUGCACAUCAAAACACUGUUCUGUAUACAUUAAAAAUGUUUUCAGGUCAUAUAAUUUAAGAUAUUCUUUUGACAGCAGUGUUCCUGUAGCUGGUAAAUCAAUACCUUUUUCUUCACUGGUAAAACAUUUGCAAAUUGUAUUUUUUCAUUCGCUAAAAGAGACAUAUAUUGCUAUUAAAUCAUCUUUCUCCAUUAUUAUGGUUAAUUCUUCAACUUUCUGCCAAAUCAAUAGACAACUGAUUGUCACAUCUUUUUCACAAAUUUUUCUAAAUCUGACCUUUCUCAUUGUGACUUUUUCUGCUGCAUAUCUUUUUCAUGUUUUCAUUUCAGUUUAAUUUUGCAAACAUUAUACUAAGGAUUCUUGAAAAUUUUAAGAGGGGUUAAGAAACAUUUAACUUAAUGACAGCAUUCUGUUGACUGACUUUUAGGAGCAGGUCCUAGUAGUUUACUAAAUCAACUGUAUCCGCUAGAUUAUGCUUUUUUACUUGGUCUGUAAUUUUAAAAUGAUCAUAAAAACCUAAAAAUGCCUACAUAUAAUAAAAAUAAUUAAAAAUAACUAAAUAGAACAAAAAAUGAGCACUUCCUUGAAUUAGGACAUUCAACAAAAUGCUCAAAAAAGGGAGGAAGAAAAACGGGGGAAAAGGAGAGAGAGAAGAAAAUUUCAGUUCAUGAAAGCAAGAGUAUCUAAAAUUCCAGUUUUAUUAAAUUGUUUAGUUCAGUAGAUCUUGAAAAUAGGUUCUAUUAAACAUGGUUACGCUAAUCAAAUUGGAAAAGAAUAUGCCAAUUUAAAUUUAUUCAGAAAAAGGUAACUGCAGUUUAACAUAAAUAUUUUUCGAGAUUAAAGCAAAAAAAAAAGAACAUUUCUGAAUUGUUUUGCUUCUGAAGUAGCUUAACUUGGCAGAAGAGUAAACUGUGUCUGAUCACCUUCCAAAUUAAUAGAAUUAUUCAAAAUCUAUCCUAAAUUAAGGUUGCUUUUUUGCCCAAUUUUAAAUCACGUAAUAAAAUCAAAUUCUAAAAAUUGCCAAUUUAACCACUUACUUGGUGAUAUAUCUGUGCCAUUUGGCAAUUUUAAAAAUAUGUUUUGACCUUAUUUGGUAAUUUUGCUUCAAUUAAAAAAAAAAUUAUUCUGUAAUAUUUUGAUCAUAUCAACCAAAUUAUUGAUCAUGGUAAGCAAUGUAUUUUCUAUGUUUUCAUAUGCAAAUGGGGCAGGACUUUGGCAUUUCAAUAAAAUUAAACACGAUCAUGUUAAGUGGCAUUUGCUUAAGAUAGAGAUUUUAAAUACAAAUCAUCUUUAUUAGUAUAGCCAUAUAAUAAACCUAGUAUUAUGUCUUUAAGGAAAGAUAUAAAAAAAAAAACUGAUUGUUGGUAAAAAUAAGAAAAUUAACAUGGAAAUCACUUUUUUAACUGCUAAAAUAUACUUUGAAAACUCAAUGUUUUGUUAACGUUAAACAUCUAUGAAAACAUUUUUAGAAUAAAUUUGAAUAUCCACAGGCAAAUAAAGAGAGGUUUCCUCUUUAUUUGCCUGUUUUAUUUAUAACUGAAAGUAUUCAUAAAAUGUGAGAAUAAACUUUAUAUAUUUUAUGGUUAUGUACACUUUCAGUCAUUGUGGAUAUCAUGUUUCCAGUAUGUUGAUCACAUAUCUCAGAUGUGUUCAGAUUAUCUUAAAAAACAUUUUUUGAGAAAUAUAAAUGUUGAAUACAUUUUGGGAUUUUCGAUAAUUGCUAAAAGGAAGCACUACUAUUAAUAUUACUACUGUAAUGCUUUCAGGCUGUAUGUUAUAAAAUUAAUCAUUAAAAAAAUUUAAUGAUAUCAAGUGAAACAAAAUGUUAAAAUCUUUAAGGUAAAGUAAAAAAUUAUCUUUUACAAAAUUUUUAGGCAUUCUGAUUUUUUACCAACAGUUAUUUAUUCCAUUUACGUAAAAUUAAACUUGAAAUAAGAUUCAAAAUCCGAAUUCUAAAUCCAUAACCUUUGGUGCUUCAUUCUUAUUACAGUCUCCAUUACUUAAAUGAAGCAAACAUUUGUCAUAAACCAUUGCCAAAUUGAGGAAGUUCUGGCAAAUAUUUCUUAUAAAUUAUUACCAAAUGUCCAGUAGUCCUAACUACAGUCACUUAAGAAUCCGCAUGUCAUGGAAAAAGCUUUCAAGUAAGGUUUUCAUUUUGGAGGUAUCCAUUAACAAAAGGAAUAAUAGGUUUGAAGCUUGGAGGUUGCAUGGUGGAAAUUCUAAUUGAUUAUUACUUUUUGCAGUUUUCGAGAAAUAAUAAGUGGGAUAAUAUUAAACCUACUAUUCCACUUGUUAAUGGAUUUCACCAAAGCAACAACGCUAAUAGAAGCUGUCCUCAUGGUGGGCAGACUUAAAAUAUCUAUGGUUAGAACAAACAUUUCGUAAUGCAAUACAAGAGUAAAUGGUCCAAUGUAUCAUGUUUGAUAUAAGCUGAAAUGAAACAUUGUAUCUGAAAUUUUGAAAUGCAUAAAAGAUGUCAGAAUGCCAUGCAAUUUAAUUAUGUUAGUCAGAGCAUUGAAUUUGUUGUUAUAAGUAUUAUUUACUAUUUCAUUCUACAAAAUUAAAAUCUGCAUAAUAUAAACACAUGUUUAAGGUAUCGAAUUGCUUUACACAGUGAAACUAGCCUAAAUCUGGGUUGUGGCAAUAGAAUAUAUAGUGAUAUUUAAAUUAAAUUUCUGACUUCAUUACCAUAUGGAAUAAUUUAAAUGUGUAAAUGAACUUUAAUUUAUUUUUUAUUUUAAAUGUUAGGAUUUUUUAUUUAUAUUAUAUAAAAAAAAUUAAGUAUAUAUACAGGAAUCUAGAUAUUUCUUCAAAAAAAAAAAAAAAAAAACAGAAUUUGUAUGAAUUGUUCUCUUAAUUGAAAAUGGCUAAGUGCAUUUUCAAUUAAGAGAACAAUUCACACACAGUGACAUUCAGUGUUGCUAGGUCAAGGGCCACAUUUGUUCUUCUUAUGCUGGGAGUAAAGAAAUUAAAUAAUGGGGAAGCUGUAAUAAUAAGGAAGUACCAUUGCUUUUUCUACUUUAAUUUUAUGUAGGGUUUACUUUUACUGUAGUCUAGUUUUUGAGUCUUUCUUCCUUCCAUUUUAAAGAUAGAAAUCUGAAAAUUGAAUGAAGUAUUUCAACAAAUAAUUUUUUUUCUCAUGUGUGUGAUUUUUAUGAACUAUCAAUGCAUACUUUUAAAACUUUAUAUAUUUAGAUAUUAUGUAAGAAAUGCUGUUAAUAAAAACAUAUAUAAUGAAACUUGGUAAUUUUGGACUUAAAAUGCCUAAGACUUAUGCUAAAGCUGCUAAGUUAGCAAAUAUGAAUGUAUUUAUCAAGUAGUUUUAGGAAUAUCUCUUAUUGAAAAAAAUUAUGAAAAUUAAUAAAAAUAGUGAAUAAUUAUAAGGUAGUUAAAUAAAUGGGCAUUUAUUAAUUUUACAUAACUAUUUAAUAAUAUCACUAUUUUUAUUAAUUUUCUUCCAUUUCUUUUCAUAGGAAAUAAUCCAAA
Messenger RNA from Stegodyphus dumicola, 9231 nucleotides. RefSeq lists its product as uncharacterized. Gene Ontology annotation, biological process: regulation of transcription by RNA polymerase II. Lineage: Eukaryota; Metazoa; Arthropoda; Arachnida; Araneae; Eresidae. Gene Ontology annotation, cellular component: nucleus. The record is from RefSeq and is a predicted model, not a curated record. Gene Ontology annotation, molecular function: DNA-binding transcription factor activity, RNA polymerase II-specific.